AAGGACCUUUCUGAGGUUUGUAAGUCGAACUUUCUGCCUUUCAACUAAUGCCCAAACCUCAAAUAUGUUCAAGUCUUGAUUUGAUUCCGGCAUAAUGGAACAUUAACUUCUUUUAACCCUUUCAAGCAUGUUUAUAUCAAAAAACGUAAAGUAAAAAAAAAUGGAAUAGAAUAAUUGAAUGGUCAAUGAAAAUAAAAGUCCUUUAAUUCAGAGGAGAGGCGUUUUCAUGUAAACGCGGGUUACCUGUGGCAAUGCAGAGGAGGACUAGUGACUAGUGAUAAACAACAGCGAAGAAGGCAUUGAAAACGACGAUAAACAAACUUAUUCCGGUGAGAUAAAGCUCUUAGAAAACACAAAAAGGCAAGUCCCUCUUGUCAACUUACAGAUUUUGCUCUGUCUUGAAAGUCUGAUGCUUUUGUGUUGAUUGUUUUGAAGAUCUAACCUGUUUUCGGAUUCUACUCUGUACGAUGGAUAGUUUAAUAGCAGAAACGAAAGAGGGCUCUCGGAUCGAUUGUGUUCCACAUUUCUCGCCAUCACACACAAAAGAAGCCUUUGAAGCGAUGAGAAUGAUGCGACAUAAUUCGCAGCUGUGUGAUGUUAUUCUGGUGGUCGGAGAACGAAGGAUUUCAGCACACAGACUUGUCUUAGCUUCUUGUUCGCCUUAUUUUCAUGCAAUGUUUACCAGUGAGCUAAUAGAGAGCCGUCAAAAAGAGGUUACUUUACAGCAAGUAGACCCAGAUGCAAUGGAAAUGCUGAUUGACUUCGCGUAUACCGCAACUAUUCAGGUCUGCGAGGACAAUGUUCAAACAUUACUACCAGCCUCAAGUCUUCUUCAGUUAAAUAGCGUUAUACAAGCUUGCUGUGAGUUUCUUAAAAAGCAGCUUCAUCCAUCAAACUGUCUAGGAAUUCGUUCCUUUGCUGACGCACACACUUGUGAAGAUUUGCUCGAGUCCUCGCACAAAUUUGCACUGGUGCACUUUGUUGAUGUCUCGCAAACAGAAGAGUUCCUACUUCUCUCUGCUGAGMAAGUCCUGGAGUUGAUUUCCAGCAAUGACAUUAACGUUAAAAACGAGGAGCAAGUUUUCAACGCAGUAGUUUUGUGGAUUAAUCAUGAUAAACUUAACCGAAAACAUUUUAUCAACAAGUUGCUUCCCCAAGUGAGACUUCCCUUGCUGUCAACAGAAUGCCUCACAACACGGGUAGAAACUGACGACAUUGUAAAAUCUAAUCAUGACUGCUGCAAAGAUCUUCUCAUUGAGGCUAUGAAGUACCACUUAUUACCAGAAAAAAGAUCAAUGCUUAAAAGCCCUAGGACUAAGCCACGUAGCCCUACCGGACAAGUCCCUAUUCUAUUUGCAAUCGGUGGUGGGAGCUUGUUUGCUAUCCAUAGUGAGUGUGAGUGCUAUGAUCCAAGAAUUGAUCGCUGGUACAUGAUCCCUUCUAUGUCAACUAAAAGAGCRAGAGUAGGCGUAGGAGUUGUCGAUCGUGAGAUCUAUGCRAUUGGGGGUUACGAUGGCAGUAGUGACUUAGCAUCRGUUGAACGCUAUUGCCCUCAAGGUAACCAAUGGCAACCAGUAGCACCAAUGGGAACACAGCGUAGCUGUCUUGGGGUUGCAGUGGUUAAUGAUCUCAUAUAUGCRAUUGGUGGUUAUGAUGGUGCGUCAUGUCUUAGUAGUAUUGAGAGAUAUGAUACUCUGACGGAUAAAUGGACUUCAGUUGCUGUMAUGRGYACUAAAAGACGUUAUGUGCGCGUCGGUGUUCUCAAUGGAUUGAUUUAUGCMGUUGGAGGCUAYGAUGGCAGCACACAUCUCAAUACUGUAGAGAGAUUUAACCCACUGACCAACACUUGGGAAMCUGUAGCUAAUAUGGCCAGUAGAAGGAGCAGUGCUGGUGUUGCAGUAAURAAUGAUUUACUGUAYAUUGUGGGUGGUAACGAUGGUCUGUCAUGUCUUAACACAAUGGAGUGCUACGACCCCAGCACCAACACAUGGACGACACUGACACCAAUGAAUGUUCGACGCAGCACACAUGACUUGGCUGUGCUGGGAAACUUCCUCUAUGCUGUUGGUGGCAAUGACGGCAGCUCUAGCCUGAAUAGUAUUGAAAAGUAUGACCCUGAAAGUAACAAAUGGACAUCUGUUGUCUCCAUGAGCACAAGACGUAGUAGUGUUGGAGUAACUGUAGCCAAUAUUUUACCUCUUUCAAACAUUGACUGAGUGGCAUGACAGACAGUUGUAGAAAUGACUUUGUGCUCAAAGUGAAAUGUAGUUUUAACACAAUUCUAACAUUUUUAUUAUAAUUCAAACAUUCAUUUUUAAACAGCCUUGAUAUACAUCUGAAGGCCAAGUUGUCAUUUUCAAUUUCAUCAAAUUAAUAUAUUUUUGUAUAUUAGAAAACCUUCAAAAUUUCUUUUGUAUUGUAGUUCUUUCAGACUGUCAAUCAAGUGAAAGAAGGCAUCUGAUUGGAUGUUUAGUUUGCAUAAUUUCCAUAUAAGCAUGAUAGUAAUGAAAAGGAUUUGUUUGUAAAACAUUUCAACYAAGUGAGGAUAUUUUAAAUUAUUUCAUUUUCUUAUCUCUUGUGUUCUGUGCUAUUUUCUUGCUUAUCUAGUGUUGAUCACAAAAAUAUCAUAAAAGUAAAACUUAUUACCA
Molecule: messenger RNA, 2648 nt
Organism: Exaiptasia diaphana
Lineage: Eukaryota; Metazoa; Cnidaria; Anthozoa; Actiniaria; Aiptasiidae
Product: kelch-like protein 17
Exons: 4
Coding region: 468-2216 (582 amino acids)
Molecular function (GO): protein binding
Source: RefSeq, a predicted model, not a curated record